AUGUCAUUCGACAUGGUAACCCAGACAGACGAUGGUGCAGUAGAUGAAGUGUUCAUGGAGGCCUUGGAUAAUGUCAAGGGCAUACAUGCACGUUCAAUGACGCAAUACCGUCGACUUCUCGAGCAAGCACAUGGCGCCUCCGCCGCACAACUUCACGCUCUGCAGGCUGAGUUGCGCGUUCUGCGUGCUUCGAUUGAGGACGAACGCGCUACUGCACGUGCUAUUGAAAUGGAGCGUGAUCAAUUACAGAUGCAACGCGCUUCGGGAUAUCAACCACAAGACGACUUGGAUUUAGCAAGUGUUCUACGCGGUGAUGGACGAGGCAAGUUUAAUGAGAUCGAGGUGAGGAAAGCUGUGAAGAUGUUGAAGAUGCCGGAUCGCGUGCGACUAUUAGCUAUAAUCUUGGAAUCAUGUAUGCCCGGAGAUAUUCGUACACAAAUCGGGCUGCUCGAACGAUACCUCAAAAGCACAUUUGACAUCGUUGGGAACCUCGCUCCCGAGAUUGCUAUUAAAAUUCUCAAGUACCUCACUGUUCGAGAACUACUGGGAGUUGAACCGGUGUCGAAGAAAUGGCAAGCGCUUGUGCAUAACCCUGCGAUAUGGCGGCACCAUUGUUUGGUGCUGACAGCUACGGACCCUAUCCCAUUGAGGCCACCGCCUACUCCGGAAGGAUGGUACGGACGUCUGGAACCUCUGUAUAGAUCUCUCCAUCACCGUGAAGCCAAUUUCCACUAUGGUCUUCCGCAGACCUUGCGUCUCCUCAACGGACAUACGAAUUUCUGCACUACUUUGCUUUUACGAGGAAAGCGGCUGAUCAGCGGGUCUUACGACGAGACAAUUCGGUUCUGGGAUAUCGAGACUGGGGAGAUGAAGAAGUGUCUUCAGGUCAAGAAGCCAGUCAGUUGUAUCGACUUCCUAUUGGAAGAAGAGGUCUUCGUCGCAGGGUUCCAUGAUGUUGGACGCGUCCACCUCUAUUCUUCAGUCACUUUCAACCCACUCCAACAACUCGCUGGACACCUCAACGGUAUCCGUGCCGUCGCACUCUCUUCUCGAAACCUCGUCUCUGCAGGUGCGGAUAAAGCACUUGUAUGCUGGGACUGGCGAACGGGUACGAAGAUAGUGCGUUUCGGUCAGCAAACGACGGUAAAUAUCGGUGUGCAAAUCAUUUCCGGCGACGCAGAGACGGGAGAAAGGGUAGUUAGCGUGACGAUUGACGGAUUCGUCAGGGUUUUCUCUAUUGCGAAAAGAGAGAUGAUUUCGCAGUUUAAACUUUCUGAACUAGGUGGGAAUGACCCUGUUUUAAAUUCGAAGUUGUUCAACGUUGGCCGUGCACCGGAUAAUAUGCUACAAUGGUUUGCCGCAAAAGGGACGCAGAUGACCUGCGCUACAAAAUCCGUCAUCUUACAUCUCCAAUGGACCGAGAGCGAAGCUCAACCGGAAGACGUGACAAGUCCCACAGCCCUAGACUCCGCAUCUCCUAUUUCACCUCGCGCAAACGGAGCCAACGGCGCACCACUCAAAAAUCGACAAUCGCUCGUCAGUCCUCUUGCGCGCUCUGUAUCCUCUUAUGGCGGUCCACGCAAGAAGGUACUUAGCAUGUCGGCUUCGUCACGGCCAUCGCCUCGACCCUCGCUCUCCAUUCCCAGUUCAGCGAACUCGUCAUUGUCAUUUUCCUCUUCGAGGAGUGGCUCGCCUGGCUCGCCGUUCUUCAAUGUGCGUUUUGGUCAGGCGGCAGUAUUGACCGCGCCACCUCGGCUUGUAGCUGUUGUUGAGACGCCUGAUGUUGCACUUGGGUGUGUGGAUGCUCAAAAGAGAAGGGUCGUUACUGCGACGAGAUUUAGUAGUCGAGCGGGUGCUGAUCGUCGGAUAUUCAUAUCCACGCAUCGAGACGAGUCACUCUCUUCCUCCACUUCCCAGCACAACGAAACAGAAUCAACAGAGUCCAACGAGUCACGUGCCGACCCGACUAAGUUCAGUACUGAUAUUACGGCUUUAUCUGGUGUCUGGGGUGCACUUGCGAACGUCGAUGAAAAUGGUGUCGCACCAGUAUUUACGGAUGUGAAAGGCGUUCUGGGUAAUUUCCCCGCGAAGUUCCAGGGUCUGGCGACACCUGCGAUGAACCCGAUGUCGAUGCAACUUACGCAUGAGGAGGUUGUUGUUGGCUGUGCCGAUGGCACAAUAUAUGUGAUGAGCUUCGUGGGACACGAGUAUGCCCUCCCACCUCGGAAGAAAAUCGCCGAUGACGAGGACGAAGUAAAUGAAGACGAAGGACUUGACGAGGAAGAUGAAUACGAAGACCAAGACGAAAGGCUUUCUUCUCCUGAAAAUUUCGAUAUGUAG
Fomitiporia mediterranea MF3/22 is the source of this 2340-nucleotide messenger RNA. RefSeq lists its product as uncharacterized. Bases 1 to 2340 code for a protein of 779 amino acids. NCBI's taxonomy places the organism in Eukaryota, Fungi, Basidiomycota, Agaricomycetes, Hymenochaetales, Hymenochaetaceae. The record is from RefSeq and is a predicted model, not a curated record. Gene Ontology annotation, molecular function: protein binding. The transcript has 14 exons.